Melanotaenia boesemani (Boeseman's rainbowfish) is the source of this 1652-nucleotide messenger RNA. RefSeq names its product transcobalamin II (gene tcn2). The transcript has 10 exons. The coding region runs from base 170 to 1450 and encodes 426 amino acids. Gene Ontology annotation, molecular function: cobalamin binding. Gene Ontology annotation, biological process: cobalamin transport. NCBI's taxonomy places the organism in Eukaryota, Metazoa, Chordata, Actinopteri, Atheriniformes, Melanotaeniidae. The record is from RefSeq and is a predicted model, not a curated record.
GGAGGCUCUACUUCUGUUUAAAGAGGCACGUCCAGUUUUUCAUCGUUUUGUCAUCUCAAAUGACCAGUCAUGUGACACUGAGGUAUUAUAAGCGGUGUCGCUGCUUUUUCUUCAUUCUGCCCUGACGUGAGUCGUAACUCAACGCUGGACAAAGAGUAGGUCAUCCAAAAUGCUGCCUUUGGUCAUAUAUGCUGGCCUGCUGGCUCUUGCUUCUAGCAAACCAUGUGAUACAGAAGGAGCAAACCGUGAGCUUCUCCUGUCACUCAACAAAGAUCUCCUCCGCUCUUUGGAAAGUCAGGAAGGACUUCCCAAUCCCAGUGUUCACUUGGCCCUACGUCUCUCCGAUGGCCAUAAUCUCGCCAAGGAGAAUGAACUCCUCAAUAGACUGAAAAGUGAUUUACACAAUGACAUUCAAAGCUCACUCACAAACAGCAAGCCUGUGACUGGAAUCAUGGCGCUGUACAGUCUGGCUUUGAGGUCCUCCUGCUUUGACCUCAACACCAUCACCUUCACCAUCAACGAUAAGAAUGAGACGCUGCUGACACACCUGAAGAAGCAGAUGGAGCCAGAGAAAGAACAUAUUGCCUUCAGCCAGCGCCCUUUGACUAACUAUUACCAGUACAGUCUGGGUGUACUUGCUCUUUGUGUGAAUGGCAUCAGGGUCAACAACCAUGUUAGCCACAAGCUCAUCAAAGCAGUAGAUCAUGAGCACUUCAAACAUGGAGACGCUGAGAGUGUUGAUACCUAUGCCAUGGCUGGGAUGGGACUGCAAUGUGUGAAACACUCUGGUUCUUAUGUGCACAGUGUAGCUGAGCUUGACAUAGCUCUUAGCAAAAUCAAGCAAAAGCUUCUGGCCUCUUAUAGGACCGAUGGUCAUAUUGGCAACGAGUUCAGCACAGGUCUUGCUGUUCAAGCCUUGUUGGCGAUGGGCAGCGAGGUUGCAGAUUGUGCUGCUGCAAUGGAGGCGAUGAGGACAGCUGCCAGAAACAAUAUCUACCACAACCCCAUGGCUGUAUCGCAGAUGUUGCCCGCUCUCCAGAAAAAAUCUUACCUUUCGGUUAAAAGCAAGGAGUGCCUCAAUGAGGAUGACACUCUGUUGCUGGAACCACAAGACCCUGUGGUGGUUUUACCAAGUAAGACCAAAGUGAACGUGAUGGUGGAAGUGGUGACAUCCAGUGGAGAAGCAGGUGUUUACUCUGUGGAUGUGCCAAAGGGAAACUCCUUGUUGGAGGCCCUCGAACUGCUGAAGGGGAAAAAUAUUGGCUUCACGUUUGAGACGGAGUCCAGCCUUUGGGGUCCUUACUUAAGUGCAGUAAACGGAGAACAGGCUAGACAGAGUGACCGCAGAUACUGGCAUCUUUCCUCUGAUGGUGCUGCACUCACUCAGAGUGUCGAUGAUUUCAAGAUUAAGACAGCCCAGAAGAUCACCAUCAAAAACACAAGCUACUAAUGAUUCAAAAAUUAGUUUUUAAAUCCUUUGUAGUAUUAACCUGUGAUUGUCUCAAAUGUUCUGUUGCAGUCAUUAGGGGUUCAUGAAAUGUUUUUCUUGUGACGUAGGUUUUAAUCUUCCAUUAAAUUGUCAUUUAGAAAACUCUUGUUUUUUAGGAUUUUUUAAAUCACUUUGGAAUUUUUAUUAAAAUUUGUUAGAAAUC